Messenger RNA from Symbiodinium sp. CCMP2592, 960 nucleotides. Lineage: Eukaryota; Dinophyceae; Suessiales; Symbiodiniaceae. The record is from the annotation of a GenBank genome assembly.
AUGGCAGCGCCGGGGUGGAUAACGACGCUCACGGCGGCCCAGAUUGUGGAGGGUAUGACAGAGGAGGGCAGGCAGUAUCUCCUGGCUGCGCCAGUGGGCCAGCCUCACAGCACGAACGGCACGGUUUGGGAGUGCCCCUGGCUGCAGCGCCAACAGCAAUGGCAGUACGGCAUGGAGGGAAGUGUGCGCCUGGUGGAGCGCCUUCAGUGGGAACUGAAGAUCCCGGAUUUCACAGCUUGCGAUAUCUGCGGUGGGGAGGCAUCCUUCGCUGGACACCUAAUCGGCAAGAAGCAUCUCAACAAGCUUUUCCACAGGUUGUCUGAAAAGCAGCCAAUCGUGGAGCAGAAAGCGGGCUAUUGGCAAAUCUGGCCUUUUGUCAAGAACGGAUGGAAAGGAGAGCUCCUCUUCAACCAUGUGGAUGGCGAGGUUGUGAUACGACGUGGCACGCCAGCCAAUGGCCCUCCAAUCCGAGUAGAACUGCCACCCGCAACUCCUCUGAGGCCUCCCAGAGCCGAACCGCCAACUCCACCGGGCCCAGCUGCUUAUCGACCCCCCGAGCCGCCAACUCCGCCCGGUCCGUGCUGUGGGUAUCGGCCACCCCGUGAGUUUGACAACCUGUCCACGGCUGCCGUCUUUGACGGCCAGUUCUCAGACGCGCCUUCGGACAGGCCAUCUUUAGGUUUCUUCUACUACAGCGAGUUUGCACGGGACAAGGCGCAGCUCCUUCAACAGCAACUGGAACGAUAUGUCGACAGUGUCACCUGCAGCGCGUGCAAUAUCACGAUCAAUGUCAACGAGUUGAAGGAUCACCUGGUUUCCAGCAGCCACUUCCGUUCGUUGGAGAAGCGGGUCGCCGGCCAACUGCCCGUUCUCAACCAGGCAGUGCCGACCACGGUCAAAGGCUUACUCCUGACAUUGAACCUGGUGCACGUCUCGCUGGAGGAAGAGUGGCGGGCCUAA